AUGGAUAUGAAGGCUUGGCUCUCAAAUCCCUUCACUAGGGAAGAUAUCACUGCUGCAAUUUUUCAAAUAAAUCCCUUGGGGUCGCCAGGCCCUGAUGGGUUCCCUGCCCAAUUCUAUCAAAAAAACUGGGAGGUAAUGGGUGAUCAAGUUUGCAACUUUGCUCUUAACUUUCUCAAUCAUGGUGGCUCUCUCAAUGAGGUUAAUGACACUUUUAUUACUCUUAUACCUAAAGUUCAAAGCCCCAAAAGAGUAGUGGAUUACAUACCUAUAAGUCUCUGUAAUGUUUUAUACAAGGUGGUGUCUAAAACCAUGGCAAAUAGACUGAAACAUAUACUACCUCAGAUCAUUGCCCCCAAUCAGAGUGCCUUUGUACUUGGAAGGCUCAUAUCUGAUAACACCUUGGUAGCCUAUGAGGUUCUCCACUCUAUGAACUCUAGAAUGAAAGGGAAGAAAGGCUUCAUGGCUCUAAAAUUGGACAUGAGUAAGGCCUAUGACAGGGUAGAGUGGAAAUUCAUUGAAGCCAUCAUGAUCAAAAUGGCCUUUCCUGCACAUUGGAUCCACAUCAUACAAGCUUGCCUCACUUCUGUUUCUUAUUCAAUACUUGUUAAUGGAGAACCUCAGAAUAAGGUUGUACCUUCAAGAGGCCUAAGACAAGGAGAUCCCUUGUCUCCCUAUUUAUUUAUCCUAUGUGCAGAAGCCCUCUCUUCUCUCGUAAGACAUGCUGAGGCAUGUGGCAGUUUAACUCCUAUGGCUAUUGGCAGAGGUCCAGUUAAAGUAAACCACCUCUUCUUUGCUAAUGAUAGCCUUUUGUUCUGCCAAGCUAAGUAUGAGAAAAUUAAGUGUGUUCUUAAUAUUCUUGUGCUAUAUGAGAAAGGAUUAGGACAUGUUUUAAACAAGGACAAGUCUGCCAUUUAUUUUAGUAAGAACACUGCCUUGAUGACUCAACAGCAGAUCCUGCAACUAACAGGUGUCCAAUCCAUCUCUAGUUUUGAGAAAUACCUGGGCUUACCUACUUUGGUGCGUAGAAAGAAGAUAGCCUCAUUCCACUCUUUAAUUGAUAGAACUUGGUCUCGGGUUACUAAUUGGAGGACCAAAUUUCUCUCUACAGCAGGAAAUGAGAUAUUGCUCAAAGCUGUACUGCAAGCUAUUCCCACCUAUGCAAUGUGGAUGUUCCUUAUACCAGCCUCUAUAACAAGUAAAUUGAACCAGAUACUAAGGAAGUUUUGGUGGGGAUUCAAUGAAGACUCUUCAAAAAUUCAGUGGGUUAACUGGGAGUAUCUUAGUGGCAGGAAGGAUAUGGGAGGGCUUAGAUUUCUCAGUGACAUCAUUGAUCCUCAACAGAAGAUAUGGCAGGAAUCUCUCUUAUCUGAACUAUUUACUCAUCAGGAAAUAGAGGGCAUAAAAGCAAUUCCCAUCAGCUUAGGAGGAAGAGAAGACAAACUUACUUGGCAAUUUACUCCUAAUGGCUGCUUCACAAUUAAAAGUGGUUACUAUAUUGGCAAAGAAUUGGAAAGAGAGCAAGUAGGAGAAACUUCAGGCAUAGCAAAGGACUGCCAAGUGUGGAGGUCCAUUUGGAAACUCAAGGUACCUCCUGCUACCAAAAUGUUUAUUUGGAGGGCUUGCAGUGAAGUCCUACCCACCAUAGCUAAUCUGAAAAGAAGAAAGGUGGUAAAUGAUAGUAUCUGCUUAAUAUGUAAGAGGGAACAUGAGACUUCUGGCCAUGCUUUAUGGGGAUGCAGUGGUGCUCAAGAUGUUUGGUGUCAAGGUCCAAAGAAAGUGCAAAAGUUUUCUUAUCACAGUGACUUGAUCUUUAAUAUUUGGGCAGAACUGAUUGGCAAGCUUGAACCAGAGGAGUUAAAUGAGGUUGCUGUUACAAUGAGAAUGAUAUGGGCGAGAAGAAAUGAUGUCUUACAUGGAAAAGCUUUUAAACACCCUAAUGAAGUCAUUGCCCAGGCCAGGACAGAAUUGUCUCUGCAUAACGAGGCUCUCCAGAAGGAAGUUGGUGCUAUCUUUGAGAAUAUGGCAAGGGUUCACAUAUGGACAAAGCCUGCAGUAGGAAGUCUUAAAGUGAAUUGGGAUGCAACUGUGCAAACGAGGAUAGGGAGGAUUGGCAUUGGGGAAAUUGGUGUAAGACACUUCUGUUUGGAGGGAGAUUCAAAACAGGUAGUGGACCAAAUGAACCAAGAUAGUCCUAACUGGAGCAUAGGUGGAUGCUUCAUGUCAGAUGCCAAAACUGUUCUAAACUCAGCGGCUGUUUGGUCAAUUUCACAUGUAUACCGGGAGGCUAACAUGGCAGCUCACAGGCUUGCACAAGCGGCAUUCGAGUAUACUGAAGAUAUGUAUGAUAUCGAGACAUGCCCCUCUUGUAUUCUUCAUGUGGUUACUAAAGAAAUGCGUCAAUGA
This is a messenger RNA of Juglans microcarpa x Juglans regia, 2403 nucleotides long. RefSeq lists its product as uncharacterized. Bases 1 to 2403 code for a protein of 800 amino acids. The transcript is spliced from 3 exons. Lineage: Eukaryota; Viridiplantae; Streptophyta; Magnoliopsida; Fagales; Juglandaceae. Gene Ontology annotation, molecular function: RNA-DNA hybrid ribonuclease activity; nucleic acid binding. The record is from RefSeq and is a predicted model, not a curated record.